CAUUCGACCGGGCAACAAGUGUGUGUAUGCGAGUGUGUGUGUGUACGUGAGACACCAAGAGUUGAGGACGAGCGGAGAACCAUUUCCAGAGUCUAGUUCUCCAGAAACAGCCACAAGAAAGACAAGAUGGGCAUUGCCUUGAUGUUCCUGCUGGCGCUCUACCAGAUGCAGUCGGCCAUCCACAGCGAGAUCAUUGAGUCGCCCAACUUCGGUGCGAAUGCCCUGCUGGAGUCUGAUACAGAUGGGGAUCAGGGCUCCAGGCUGCAGCCGGGGGAAAGGGAAAUCCAGCAAGAUGCCGGCGAGAAGCCGGAGCAAACGGAGCUGGAGUUUCGGUACCCAAUCUCGGCCAUUGGCAUCGAUUAUGCCAGGAAUUCGGUGAUGCUGCGCUUCCAGAAGCACGGCCGCAGGCAGCGCCUCAAGUUCGAUCCGGAGCUGGAGGCCAAGCGCAGGUCCCUGCAGGACAAUUUCAUGCACUUUGGCAAGCGGCAGGUGGAGCAGAUGCUGCCAGAAGAGAGCUAUGCCACGGAUGGGGAUGUGGGUAUGGGGAAACGGUCGGGCAUGGAUCGCUAUAGUCGCGAUCCCAAGCAGGACUUUAUGCGCUUCGGCAGGGAUCCCAAGCAGGACUUUAUGCGCUUCGGCCGGGACCCCAAGGAGGACUUUAUGCGAUUUGGAAGGACUCCAUCUGAUUUUAUGCGGUUUGGCCGUGCCCCCUCGGACUUUAUGCGAUUCGGCCGGACACCUUCGGACUUCAUGCGCUUCGGACGCUCGGACAACUUCAUGCGCUUCGGCCGUAGUCCCCACGAGGAGCUGCGAAGUCCCAAGCAGGACUUCAUGCGAUUCGGCCGACCAGACAACUUUAUGCGAUUCGGACGCUCUGCUCCGCCAGAAUUUGAGCGCAAUGGCAAGAUGGACUCGAACUUCAUGCGCUUUGGAAAGAGCGUCAAUCUGGCUGCUGCUCCCUUUCCCCCCGCUUCCGGUGCUCCCGAGUCGAACCAGACAAAGUCGCAGCUGUCCAGCAACCAGGCCGGCGAACGGAGUCCCGUGGACAAGGCCAUGACCAUUCUGUUCAGCAAACAGGAGCAGCAGCAGGAGCAGCAGUUAAAGAGCGGACAGACAGCGGGCAACUCGGAGGAUGGGAGCGUGGAGCAAGAACCGUUCUACGGCCAAUAGAGUGACAUGCCUACCCUACCCCUCCAUACCUUUGCUCCAUGUAAAUAUUAACUGACAAGACCAGGCUCUGAAUGCAAUGACUAUGCCAUGAAAUGUAAUGAAAAUAAGGAAAAUACUUAAAAUACGUAUAGCCCUUCCCUCUUCCCUCGUCAAACACUUGAUAAAUGCCUAGGGUGUGAAUUUUUAAUGGGGCUGGAUUAAAAAUUCACCACGCUUUGAUCUGAUCAAAUUAAAAGUUGACACUCCACCACCUACAUACUACCUAUAAAUACACACACCUUAUCGAAUAUAUAUGUACCUAUAUGUACAGGUUAAUUUGAAAUGCAUUGAAAUGUUGUGAAGUCCUUUUCGAAUCAAAAUAAAUAAAAGUCAAU
This is a messenger RNA of Drosophila obscura, 1544 nucleotides long. It is a transcript of the gene FMRFa, whose product is annotated as FMRFamide-related peptides. NCBI's taxonomy places the organism in Eukaryota, Metazoa, Arthropoda, Insecta, Diptera, Drosophilidae. The transcript has 2 exons. Gene Ontology annotation, biological process: neuropeptide signaling pathway. The coding region runs from base 127 to 1170 and encodes 347 amino acids. The record is from RefSeq and is a predicted model, not a curated record.